Messenger RNA from Cuscuta campestris, 716 nucleotides. The record is from the annotation of a GenBank genome assembly. Lineage: Eukaryota; Viridiplantae; Streptophyta; Magnoliopsida; Solanales; Convolvulaceae.
GGUAAGGAAAUUAAACAUAGCAUUCGACAAAACGAGAAUGUUAAGUGUUUACAUAUUACACCGGGCAUCCCUCGGAAAAUUCAUAGUUUUCAGCUUACAAAACACAACCGGGCGCAGCCAGGAAAUCUAUUCGAGAGGGAAGGGAGGCGCAGGCUCUUCGUCCGGGGUGGGGGCCAGGCCGUAUGAUUCGGCGUUGAAGUCCAGAUCCCUUUCGGCAAGGAUCGCAUGGGUGGCCUCCCGGUCUCGCUUUUGGCCAGACAUGAAGCCAUAAGACCCAACCUGGGUGACCAUUUCCUUCCCGUUGGGUUCCCGGUAGAUGAACUUGAAGGCCUCCAUCGUUACCUCCGGAGUAGAUGUAAUCACCCGGGCCGUCUCCUCCAAGUUCUCCCCCACCCAUUGCUUGGCCCUGCCGGGGAACUCUCGCUCCUUCAGCUCCGAGUGCUCCAUCAGCUUCAGGUUCUCUUCCUUCAGCUGGAGGGUCUCCGCCUUGGCCCUCCCGGCAAUUGCUCAGAGAUUGGCCAUCUCAUCGAGCUGCCGGGCUAUCAAGUCCUGCAGCUCCCGGUUGUGGGCCUCGACUCCUUUCAGCUUCUCCUCCAGCUGGAGUGACCGGGGAGGGGAGUCCUCGACAAGCCUCUCCAGGGUUUCAGGCCCAACCUCGCCCAUCUGCAAAACGAAACGUACCGGUUAGUGCGACAGAAAAGCAACAAAUUCAAGAG